ACAGUCAGAGAGAAUCACUGAGGUGAGGUGAGGCAGCCGGCGUAUGAUGAACCUCUGACGCACAGACAUCGAUGUGCCACGUGUACGGCAAAGAUGUGACUUGACGAUGCGAUCGUGCGGAGCACCAUCGUUUAACUUUUCCGACAAGCACAAAAAUCCUCAAAAAUCUUCCUUUCUACCGAUCUUACCGUGUUCCUCCGCAUGAUUCACAAAACCUGCUCCAUCAAACGUAGGUUCACGGUAACGCAUUCCCACUUAGUUACUCACUCACUAGGUUACGAAUCAAAACCGAUGUUAAUGGUGUUCCUUUUUUCCGCUUCCUCGUUUCAGUAGCAUGUAAAUUUCUCGAGUGAGCACUGAUUAUUUGGAAGUUUCAUCGGAAAGACCAACAUUGCUUUGAUUGUUUUAGUGACGAGGAGUUUUCAGUGAAUAGGGAAAUGUCUUUCCACAAUCGAGCAUUUUGGAUGGGGAAGAGUCCUGAGGGUUUGAAUGAUGGUGACAUGACAAAGGAUUCUUCUAGAAUUGAGUCCAAGCGUGCUCAUCAGUGGUUCAUGGAUGACCCUGAAGUGGAUAUGUUUCCCAAUAAGAAACAAGCCGUAGAGGCUCCGAACAAUUUGUUAUCUGGAAUGCUCAACUCCAAUAUUUCUUUGUGGGGAAAUUCCUCAGGAUUUCACUCUUUAAAUGGUCAUUUUACUGAACAGUUAUUUGCCCCAGAUGCAGCAACUAUGAGUUUUGAAGACACAAACACCCCCUCUGUUAGCAUAGAUGAUAAGUUGAGUGUGGAAAGAAAGGAUAACGUGGAUCGCUUUGGGAGUGAGUCCUCUUUUGGUUUAUCCAUCUCAACUGCAUUAGAAGAUCCUCAUUUAGUUUUUAAUUAUGAUGGAAUUAGAAAAGUCAAAUUUAACGAGGUGAAGGAAUCUGAGAAUGUCAUGCCUGUUACUACAAAUAAUCCCUAUGAUAGGGGUGUUAGUGACAGUGUCUCAAAUCCUUGUCUAUACAAGGAGGAGGAUAAUUCCAUAUCAACGAGUCAUGCCUACAAUGAAGAGGUUGCCAAUAUAAUAACAAUGGAUGGCACAUAUGACAGGACAGAUAACAAUUUCAUGCCAAUGAGUCAAUCCUUUAACAAGGGAAAUGGCAGCUUAUCUAUACAUCCAACGUUCAAUGAGAUUUGUAAUACGAUAUCAAUGGAUCUUGGUUUCAGUAAGGUAGAUAGUAAUGUAACAUCUAUUGCUCAAGGUUACAACAAGGUCUAUGGCAAUUCCGUGUUAACUAACCCCUUAUUCAAGCAGGGAAAUGAUGUGCCAUUUGUUUCACAUUCCUAUAAUAAUGGAGAGAGCACUAUCAUAUCCUUUGGUGGCUGUGACGAUGAUACAACUCCCUCUGACUUAUUCAUUUCUGACUAUGAUCUGUUGAUGUGUGAAGCACUUUCACAUAAGUCAGAAGCUGUGAAUGUGAAAGAGUUGGCUAGAUCUAGUUCAAAUUUACUUCCAAGUACAGCUCAGACAUCUGCACCUGAAACUGAAAAUGUUCCCAAGUCAAAAGGGGAGAUAAAAAUGUCUAGAAAAGCAACUUCAAACAACUUCCCUUCAAAUGUCAGAAGUUUGCUAUCCACUGGUAUGCUGGAUGGUCUCUCAGUAAAGUAUAAGGCAUGGUCACGGGAGAAGGAACUCCGAGGUGUUAUAAAAGGUGCUGGCUAUUUGUGCAGUUGUCACUCAUGUAAUUUUUCCAAGGUUAUUAAUGCAUUUGAAUUUGAGCGACAUGCUGGUUGCAAGACAAAACACCCCAAUAAUCACAUUUACUUUGAUAAUGGGAAAACUAUAUAUGGGGUUGUACAAGAGCUCAGGAGCACUCCGCAGAGCAUGUUGUUUGAAGUUAUUCAGACUAUAACUGGUUCACCUAUCGAUCAGAAAUCCUUCUGCAUUUGGAAAGAAUCUUUUUUGGCUACAGCAGGGAACUCCAACAACGCAUAUGUGCAAAACAAGAAGUAAAGCAAUGGUUAUAAUGGAGCAAUUUUGAGUUACAAGAUAGCACAAUAUUUGUUGGUUUCAUAAGAGUAAUGUUUUGAUUACACCAUUUUCUGACGGAUUGUCAAUGCAUAAGUUUUGAAUCCUCUACCCAUUUGAGGAUAAACUCGUCUUUUGAUGAAAAUAGUAGGGAACUCUCCAAACAAAAUGGAAAUAUGUAUUGCUGCAAUUGGAUCUAUCAUGGUAGCAUACAGUCGAUAAAUUUCAUGAAGGGAAAUUGAUUUUGUUGUCAAGGUCUUAAUCUUAUUAAUACCCUUAUUAUCAUCGUUUUCUUUUGUUGUUCUAUGUGUAUCAUAUCUCAAAUCGAAAUAUUGUAUAAUUAGAUACACUUGCAAA
Glycine soja is the source of this 2360-nucleotide messenger RNA. RefSeq lists its product as uncharacterized. The coding region runs from base 438 to 1988 and encodes 516 amino acids. NCBI's taxonomy places the organism in Eukaryota, Viridiplantae, Streptophyta, Magnoliopsida, Fabales, Fabaceae. The transcript has 6 exons. The record is from RefSeq and is a predicted model, not a curated record.